Chlamydomonas reinhardtii is the source of this 1785-nucleotide messenger RNA. RefSeq lists its product as uncharacterized. The record is from RefSeq and is a predicted model, not a curated record. The coding region runs from base 113 to 1267 and encodes 384 amino acids. The transcript is spliced from 11 exons. Lineage: Eukaryota; Viridiplantae; Chlorophyta; Chlorophyceae; Chlamydomonadales; Chlamydomonadaceae.
CAUGCUGUUUCACACUACCAACGCAUUCACAUACGCGCCAGCCUGUAAACCACGCUUCAACCACCUGUCGCGGUGCUCUCCCCCUCACAGCAGACUUUCUGCUCGCGCCACAAUGGCUACCCCCGAGAAAGUUAGCACCGGUUAUCUAUUCCACGAGAGCUAUUUCUGGCACAACCCAGGCUUUAUUCAGAACUUCAGGGAAAACCUUGAGCCCUGGCGCCAUUGGGAGAAUGCGGAGACAAAGCGCCGGUUCCACGGCCUGGUGCAGGUCAGCGGGCUGUUCGACCAGCUCCAACACCUUAAGCCGCGGCACGCGACAGAGGAGGAGCUCGCGCGGGUACAUGACCCCGCCUACAUCUCGCGUGUGAAGGAGAUGUCAGCGGAUGAGAGCAAGGGCCACCACACCGCCGGCGACGUCGCCACGUUCGCUCCGGGCGGCUACGAAAUCGCCUCCCUGGCCGCGGGUGGCGCCAUCGUGGCGACUGAGGCGGUGCUGCGCGGGGAGCUGCGGAACGCAUACGCCCUGGUGCGGCCACCGGGCCACCACGCGGAGCGCGACCACGGCAUGGGCUUCUGCAUCUUCAACAACGUGGCGGUGGCGGCGGCGCACGCGCUGGCGGCGCACGGGCUGAAGCGCGUGGCCAUAGUGGACUUUGACGUGCACCACGGCAACGGCACACAGCACAUCUUCGAGUCGGACCCGCGCGUGUUGUUCAUCAGCGUGCAUCAGGACUCCAACUACCCGUUGCGAUCCGGCUACGUGACGGAGACGGGCACGGGCGAGGGCGAGGGCGCCACCAUAAACGUGCCGCUGCCGCCCGGCUCCGGCAGCGGCGCCUACAAGGCCGCCUUUGAGCGGGUGGUGCUGCCGGCCCUGGAGGCGUACAGGCCGGAGCUGCUGCUGGUGUCUGCGGGCUAUGACGCCUCCUACAUGGACAUGCUGGCCGCCAUGAUCCUCUCGAGCGCUGACUUUGGCUGGAUGAUGGCACAGCUGAAGGCGGCGGCGGAGCGGCUGUGCGGCGGGCGGCUAGUGGCGCUGCACGAGGGGGGUUACAGCGAGCUCUACGUGCCCUUCUGCGGGCUGGCGGCGCUCCAGUCGCUCAGCGGCGUCGCCACCGCCGUGGCCGACCCCUGGCUGCACGAGGUCAGCGCCUGGGGGUACCAGGACCUGCAGCAGCACCAGCAGGCGGCGGUGGAGGCGGCGGCGGCGGCGCCGCUGGACCGGCUGCGGUCGCGUGUGGCGGCGAUGGAGGCGGCGGGCAUGUGAGAAAGGGAGGUGGAGUGGUGUGAUGGUGGCGGUGGUGGAGUGUUGGCGUGAUGGUGGUAGUGGUGGUCGUGAUGGUGGUCGUGGUGGUGGUGGUCAUUUAAGGGUUACAUACGUGGCAAAGCCACUGGUGACUAGGGUUGAUAGGCAGGUAAUGUUGGUGUGAUGUGCUGGUGUGAUGUGUCGGUGUGGCGUGUUUGGAGGCGAUGUGACAGGGUAAGGGGCAAGCCUUGGGGCAGGCGCAGUCCAUCGUAUGCAGCGUGUUUGGAGGAGUGUGUGUGGAGGGUGUGGAGCAGUGUAAGGCAGUGUGCUUGUGCUGGGUGCCAGGGGUGUAGCGUCGUGACUGCGGGUACGGACUACGGAUGCCCGAAAGCAUUUGAGCGGACUGUGAAGCGCUUCGCGCCGGUCCGCCGUGUGUGCCGGUGACGGGGCACCGGGGAAGAUGAAGUUCCCAAUUUCCCGUGCAACGGCCGCAGUGAAGCGUCCAACAAACAUGGUGUUAAAUGGCUUUACUUUCACGA